Trypanosoma conorhini is the source of this 1542-nucleotide messenger RNA. Its product is annotated as putative membrane-bound acid phosphatase. The record is from RefSeq and is a predicted model, not a curated record. Gene Ontology annotation, biological process: dephosphorylation. NCBI's taxonomy places the organism in Eukaryota, Euglenozoa, Kinetoplastea, Trypanosomatida, Trypanosomatidae. The transcript has a single exon. The coding region runs from base 1 to 1542 and encodes 513 amino acids. Gene Ontology annotation, molecular function: phosphatase activity.
AUGAACUACCGACCACUGACAGUCGCAUGGUGCCUUGCCAUCCUGCUGCUUGCCGUCACGGGCGCAAAUGGCCUGUACGUGCUGGAGCUGGUGCAAGUGCUCCACCGCCACGGUGUGCGCCCGCCCCCGGCGGAGACCCCCAACCGUGCGAAGAUGUGCAGCCCCAACGGCUCAAGCAACUGCACCGCCAUCGCAAAUAGAGGCGUGGAGCAGAUGACGGCCAUGGGGGCCUAUAUUCAGCAGCUCUACAGCGGCGACGCAGCGACCUCUGGCAGCGCCACGUGGUUUCAGUCGCCGUACGAUGUGUCUGCGGUAUACACCCGCGCCCUCGCGGACCCCGCCACGGCCCAGGCGGCGGCGGCGCUGCUGCGGGGCGUUUACGCCAAGGACGGCGCCUCCGCCGUCCCGACGGUCAUCUCGGCGCCGCCCGAGCAGGACACCCUGCUGAACGUGGAGGCGUUUCCGUCGCUCUCCGUCGCCAAGAGGGUCGACGCGGCUGCGCUCAACAGGUCACUGGCGUCCGUUGUCGACGAGACGUUCCCCGAUGCCGGUGUUCUGGGCGCCAUGGGCGCGGAGGUAGGCCUGGAUGCUGUCUGCUCGGCGCCCGCCAACAGGGUGGCGUGCUGCCAGCAUCUGCAGAAGCUGGCGACGAUGUACGCGGCGGCGGGUGCCACCGACGGCGCCCCCACCGUGAUGGCGAACAGGGCCAAGCUGGACGUCGUUGCCGCUGCGGAGUUCCGCGCGCUGCAGGGCUACAACGCCAGCUCGCCCCUGGAUGCGGCGCGCGGCAGCCUUGGCCAGCCGCUUGCGCAGGAGCUGCUCCGCAACAUGCGCCAGAAGAUGCUCCCCGAGGGCGACGCCAACCGCAACACGAGGAAGCUGAUGCAGUACGCCCACGAGGUUCCCGUCGGCACGGCGCUUGGGCACAAUCCGAGCGGCGUGACGCCACUGGGCGAGACGUUUCUGGUGGACCUUCUGCGCGACGACGCGACGCAGGCGUUUUUCGUGCGGCUGCGGUACGCAGUGCCUGGGAAUGGCGCCGCCGCUGCUGCUGCUGCUGCUGCUGCCUUCCCGUUCCGGUGCCUAAGCGCGGCCAAGGUGCCGACGUCCGCCACCACGGCGGACGGCAUCGUUUGCCCCUUCGACGACUUUGCUCGCUUUGUUGAGUCCAGCAGGGGCACGAGCCCGGCCGGGGCGGUCUGCUACCUUGACGAGGGGGUGAGGAAGGAGUUCGCGUGCGAAGUGGAGGGCGCCGCCCCGUCGCAGGCGUGUGCCCGCUACCGCGCCCUUUGCCCGUCGCAGGCGUGCCCCGAGGGCCAUGUCUACGACGCGGGCAGCGGGGCGUGCAAAACCCGGGUGGUUUUGAGCAACGUUGUCUCGAACAGUGCCGGGGUGGGUGUGGGCGUCGCCGCGGUGGCGUGUGGCUUCCUGCUUUCGUUGUUCAUCAUGCAGUUGUGCCCGAUGCUGUUUUUGAAGGACUUCGGCGAUGUGCAGGGCCGGUCUCGCGACGCCGCGGAGGCCGCCGUUGCUCUGCGGCAGUAA